AUGGCUGGAUUCGAUCAGGAUAUCGAGCUCAGUGCUUACUCACACUCUCACGGACUUGGAAUCAGUGGUAAUGGUCGCAGUGGUCGACAGCACAGCAUAGCCGAGGCAAGCAGCUUCACCCUCGGCGGCGCCUCCCCUUCUCCCCGAACCAAGUCCUUUGCCGAUGUAUCACCUGGCGGCAGUCAUGGCCGCUCGAAAUCUAUUGCUGCUGCCAGUGACGGCGCGGGUGGAGGCUUCCACGGUACGAUGAGCCGCUUCGUGGACUCCUUCCGCCGCGGCGACGGCACCAUCAACAAAAAUCUCGACUUUGACGACGACAACAAUACCAGCUCACACGGCUACUCUUCCCACAGCAUCUCGCGCGGCCAUGGCGGCACGAGAUACUAUGACUUGCGCCCGGGAACUGGCAAAAUAAACACGCCCAGCUCGCUGCUGGCUAGAGAGCUAAAGGGCCGGCAUCUGCAGAUGAUUGCCAUUGGAGGGUCCAUCGGGACGGGUUUGUUCGUUGCCUCUGGAAAGACAUUGAGCGACGGCGGACCAGCGAGUGUGUUGAUUGCCUAUCUCAUUAUUGGCGUCAUGUUGUUUUGCACGAUACAGGCCUUGGGCGAGCUGGCCGUCAUUUUCCCCGUAGCCGGAUCCUUCUCGGCCUUCUCGACGAGAUUCUUGGAUCCAAGUUGGGGAUUUGCCAUGGGGUGGAACUACGCUCUGCAAUGGAUCGGGGUACUACCACUCGAAGUAUUAGCAGGCGCCAUGACGAUAGGGUACUGGAAUAAAGAAAUCAACAAAGCCAUAUUCGUCACCAUUUUCCUGGUCAUCAUCUUCAUCAUCAAUCUUUUUGGCGCAAAAGGAUACGGCGAGGCAGAGUUCAUCUUUGCCAUCAUCAAAGUUACCGCGGUGGUAGGAUUCAUCCUUCUAGGUAUCGUCAUCAACAUAGGCGGCACCCCCACCGAAGGCUACAUCGGCGGCAAAUACUGGGAGGACCCCGGUGCCUUCCACAACGGCUUCAAAGGUCUCUGCUCCGUCUUCGUCACCGCCGCCUUCGCCUUCGCCGGCACUGAACUCGUUGGCCUGGCAGCCGCCGAGACCGCCAACCCGCGCAAAUCGCUCCCCACCGCUAUCAAGCAGGUUUUCUGGCGUAUUUCGCUCUUCUAUAUCGUUAGUAUGACGCUCGUCGGUCUGCUCGUCCCUUACAACGAGCCUCGUCUCCUCAACGCCCAAAACAUCGCCGACGCUUCCGCCUCGCCUUUUGUCAUCGCCAUCGAAUCCGCCGGCGCUACAGUGCUCCCCUCCGUCAUGAACGGCGUUAUUCUCAUCUCGGUUAUCUCCGUCGGUAACUCCGCCGUUUAUGGCUCCUCCCGCACGUUGGCUGCCCUGGCCGAACUAGGUCAAGCUCCCGCCAUCCUCGCCUACGUCGACCGCCGCGGCCGUCCCAUCGUCGCCAUCCUCGUUACCAUGGCCGUCGGCCUGCUCGCGUACCUGGGCGACGUCCCCUCGCAGAAAAACAUCUUUGACUGGCUCCUGGCUAUCUCGGGUCUGUCCUCCAUCUUGACCUGGGCAUCCACCUGUCUCGCGCACAUCCGCCUUCGCAAAGCUUGGGCGUACAACCACCGCUCGGUGCAAGACAUUGCCUUUAAAGCACAGGGCGGCGUGAUUGGUUCGUGGAUUGGGUUUAUUCUCAACGUUCUGGUGUUGGUAACGCAGAUAUGGGUGUCAAUCGACCCGCUCCAUCAGGGCGACACACCGUUGACGACCAAAGAGCGGGUGCGCAGUUUCUUUGUGAGCUGCUUGGCGAUUCCGGUGGUGUUGAUUUGUACGAUUGUGCAUAAGUGGUACUAUAAGACGAAGUGGGUGAGGAUUGAGGAUAUGGAUGUAGAUACGGGAAGGAGAGAUUUUGGACGGUUGGGCAUUAUCAAGGCCCAGGAGAAGGAGGAGAGGAUGGGGUGGCCUAGGUGGAAGCGGGUUUAUCGGUUCAUGUGCUGAUUUUGCAGUGCAGUGCAGUGCAGUGGCUGCUCUGUGUGGGAGUGGAGGAGAGGGAAGACAGGCCCGGAUGCCCGGUGGGCUGGAUGGCAAGAUACCCGCAGUUGAUGUCCUGGACAGGAUUUGGAGAGGAACUUCCAUGUUGAGGAAGGCCGGUUGAUUUGGAUUUGCGAUUGGAUGGGAAUGAACAGGAUGCUUUGAUAUCAACGAUGGGAGACGCAUGUAUAUAGAUGUAAUAGUAAUCACAUUUGAUGAUGACGAAG
Neurospora tetrasperma FGSC 2508 is the source of this 2240-nucleotide messenger RNA. RefSeq names its product general amino-acid permease GAP1. The record is from RefSeq and is a predicted model, not a curated record. Gene Ontology annotation, biological process: amino acid transmembrane transport. The transcript is spliced from 3 exons. Bases 1 to 1980 code for a protein of 659 amino acids. Gene Ontology annotation, molecular function: amino acid transmembrane transporter activity. NCBI's taxonomy places the organism in Eukaryota, Fungi, Ascomycota, Sordariomycetes, Sordariales, Sordariaceae. Gene Ontology annotation, cellular component: membrane.